AAACUUUCGGUUUGGUUCGGGGCGAGGGUAACACUCGGACGGAGAGCACUGCGGAAAAAGUAAAGUGUGAAGGGAAAAAGGAGAAGGAAACACAAAGUGACACGAAGAAGGGAAAAUAAAGGGUGAGCAUACGAGGAGAAAGUGAAAGAAAAGCGAAAAGAAGACAGGAACGAGAGAGAGAUACAAAUAAGAAGAACUAGAAGAGAAGAGGUUAGGAAGUCCGAAGCGCGGCAAACAAAGUAAGGUAGGGAAACGACAGAUGGCGACAAACAGAGGAAGACCAAGGGUAAAGCGGGAGAUAAGGCAGAUUUUAAAAAUACACUGGAUAAAUACAGCUUGUCAGAAAAAGAAACACCAAACAGGGAGAGAGGAAUGGAGGUAAUGAUGGAACAAAUGGAGAAAAUGGAAAGAGGAUUCGAGGCAAUGAUAAAGGAAAUAAAAGGUAUAAGACUUAUAGAAUAGUUGGUUAUAAUACUAGUUCAAGAAAUUAAUAUGAAUAACAUUAAACAUCUUGAUAUCAUAAUCUAUUGUUAUAAAACAAGCCAAUAUUUCGAAUAUUUUUUAUCUUUGUAUACAGUAUUUAAAAUGAGCAAUUUUUAUUAAAUGAAGCGUAUUGACAAACUUUUUUACAGGAUGUAAAGGAAGUGACAGCAAAAAAAAGUGUGGAAAGAGCGAAAGGAUUCAUCCAAGAAUGUGAUGCGUGAAGUACGCAUUCGUAAACUUUGUUUAAACAUCUGUGUCGGUGAAUCUGGUGAUAGAAUCAUUCGUGCUGCAAAGGUGUUGGAACAAUUAACUGGACAACAACCUGUUUUUUCUAAAGCAAGAUACACUGUGCGUUUAUUUGGUAUUCGCCGUAAUGAAAAAAUUGCAGUAUAUUGUACGGUAGGAGGUGCUAAAGCAGAGGAAAUUCUUGAACAUGGAUUGAAGGUACGGGAAUAUGAAUUGAAAAAAGAAAAUUUCUCUGGCACUGGAAACUUCGGUUUUGGUAUUCAAGAACACAUUGACUUAGGAAUUAAAUAUGACCCCAACAUUGCUAUUUAUGGCUUGGAUUUCUAUGUCGUACUUGGACGACCAGAAUAUUUAUCUGUUACGUCGCAUGAGAUGGUCCGUGCGACGUCCUCCAUUGUCCGACCGUCAAGGCCCAAGCACCGUUAUACAGACCCUCUGAACUACAGAUCAGUCACUUGUGCUCAGAAGUCAAGUCAGCAGAAUCGCCAAGUCGAAGACAGUCAAUCGACAGAAAAUACAUCAUCACAGUCGCCAACACGAAACGAGUCUCAGGUCGUACUCGUUCGUAGUUUGUCAUACCACAUACGUAACAUUGUAUCACAUUGAAGUUGUUGGAUCUUUGAAAAUAUAUAUUAACCUGUUAA
Messenger RNA from Bombus huntii, 1373 nucleotides. RefSeq names its product 60S ribosomal protein L11-like. Gene Ontology annotation, biological process: translation. Bases 697 to 1335 code for a protein of 212 amino acids. The record is from RefSeq and is a predicted model, not a curated record. The transcript is spliced from 4 exons. Gene Ontology annotation, molecular function: RNA binding; structural constituent of ribosome. Gene Ontology annotation, cellular component: cytosolic large ribosomal subunit; ribosome. NCBI's taxonomy places the organism in Eukaryota, Metazoa, Arthropoda, Insecta, Hymenoptera, Apidae.